AUGUCUGCAGAGAUGAUGAUGCAGUCCUGCCUCAUGGACCGGAGCAGCAGCUUUUUUAAGCUGAUUGACACAUUCUCCUCGGAGAUCUCAGAGCUAAAGCAGGAGAUGGUUCAGCCAGCCAGAGAGCCGGAGACCGAGAUCUUACAGGGUCUGGAAGGAGAGGUGAGUGGUCUGUUCCUACAGUCUUCUGCCUGCGCUGGUGCGCCUGGAGUGAGGGAUUCUGGGUAUGACUCUCUACGCAGACGCAUGAGCAUCCUAGACAGAUUGAUGCAGACACACUCUGUAUGGUUGCUGCUGUCACUCAGCGAUGAGGAAGCCAGGCGCAUUCUGCAGCCGCAGCCGGCAGGGAGUUUUGUGGUGAGGAGGUGUUAUAAAUUGCAGAAAAAGGUGAUUUCCCUGCGGAUGGACAGUGACACCCUGAUUGUUCGGGACUUCCCUGUUAAAGAGAGCCAAUAUACUUUUUCCCUGGAGGGCUCAGGGAUCAGCUUUGCAGACCUCUUUCGACUGGUGGCAUUCUGCUGUAUCAGCAGGGACGUUCUGCCCUUCACCCUGAAGCUCCCUGAGGCCAUUGCAGCUGCAAAGACCCUCACAGAUCUGGAGGAAGUGGCUCAGUGCGGGAGAGGUUUCUGGGACUCUGAACUGUGCAAUAAGAAGAAGUCUUCUGAGUCUGGGGAGACUGUUUGUGACAGUCGAAAUCUAAAACAGUUGGGCAUUAAUUUCUCCCCAAGAGUCGCGGGCAUCCCAUUCACUCGGACCCCUUCUGAACUUGAACAUAGUCAAUCCAACGGAGCGCUGUGCUUCAUCAAUCCCCUCUUCCAGCAGACCCACCAAACUAACCCUUCACCCAAAAAGCAAGAAACAUCCCCAGGUAACGCAAGUGGCUCUCAGCACCGCCACAGUGCUCUGCAUAGAAUAGAUCGCAGCAUCUUCUGUCGAACAAGCAGCACACAAAACAAACCACACGCUAGUGUGACUAGAUCCAAGAGUGAGAGAUCCCCACCACCUCGACCCCCACCCCCCUGCUUUGCCUCCGGCAAAUCAGCAGUUCUCCGUAAACAGAAGACCAUGCCUGAGACGGUCUGUUGGAUCAAAACGCCUCAGGAAAAGAGCAGUCUGCUGGGGAGGUUGGGAUCAUCCUUUAGUUCCUUAUCUCCCUCAUCCUCCCCACCCAAAAAGUUCAGUAAGCCCAUCCUAGUGCCCUCAUCUCGCAGUAAGAAUUCCUCCGGUCUGCUUGACGCAGACGGGCUCCGCUGCCACAUGGCCCUUGACGACCAGACCAUUGAGGAAGCCGUGUCUUGGAGCCUUGCCAAGCUUUCUUCAUGCAACUCCACGACCCUGGAGAACUGCAGCCCCGCAGAUGAGCGCUGCUCGACAGGACGAGAGCGUCUGAGCGACCUCAGCAUCUCCACCUCGUCCUCAGAUUCUCUCGACUUCACCCACAGCUUCUCGCUGCCUAUGGAGGCCAGUCCCUCCAGAACUGAACGUCCCACUGGCGACAGCAGCCUGGAGGAGGAAGAAGAGGAAGAAGACGAUGGCAUCAACUUGGAGAGCGACCAGGAGGCGCCACUACCCUUCAAGUCAAAAAAGCGUAACGGUGCUGGUACAUUCGUUCUGCCGCGUGCACUGAGAGGACAUUUGCGCAAAAUGAGCGGCGUUCUCAAUUCUCUGAUGACGCCCGAGAGGAGAGCCAUUCGGAAGAUUGUUGAGCAGUCCAGGGAUAAAGGGACUUACUUUGGCUGCCUGGUGCAGGACUAUGUGAGCUUUUUGCAGGAGAAUGCCGGCAGCCACACGUCGGGAUUGGACCUGCUGCAGACUCUCAGGCAGUUCAUGACUCAGAUGAAGUCCUACCUGUUGCAGAGCUCGGAGCUUGACCCACCUAUUGAGUCCCUCAUCCCAGAGGAUCAAAUUGAUCAGGUGAUGGAGAAAGCCAUGCACAAGUGUGUGCUGAAGCCCCUGAAGCCUGUGAUAGAGGCAGCUCUGCAGGACUUCCAGGUGAGCAGCGGGACUUGGCAGCAGCUGAAGGAGAAUCUGGUUUCGGCCAAAGCCAAGCAGCCCCAGGAGAUGGGUGUGGAUGGUGCUCUUCCCCCUGACCAAGUGGCCAUAGAGAAGAUUCGCCACAAGUUCCACAACAUGUGCAAGAUGUACUCGCCAGAGAAAAAAGUGUCUCUGCUUCUCAGUGUGUGCAAGCUUAUCUACAACAUAAUGGAGAGCAACUCAGGGAGGAUGUAUGGGGCAGAUGACUUCCUGCCCAUGCUGACAUAUGUGAUGGCCCAGUGUGACAUGCCACAGCUGGAUGCUGAAAUACAGUACAUGAUGGAGUUACUGGACCCAUCACUGCUUCAUGGAGAAGGAGGCUAUUACCUGACCAGUGCAUAUGGGGCAAUGUCUCUCAUCAAGAACUUCCAGGAGGACCAGGCAGCUCGUGUGCUGAGCUCUGAGACCCGAAACACGCUGCACCAGUGGCACCGCAGACGCACAACCCAGCGUUCCACGCCAUCUGUGGAUGAUUUCCAGAACUACUUGCGGGUGGCACUGCAAGAUGCAAGCAAUGGCUGCACAGCCAAAACCCUUCAGGUUCAUCCUUACGCCACAACGGAGGAUGUGUGUCAGAUAUGCGCGGACAAGUUUAAAGUUUCGGACCCGGAGAACUACGCCCUUUUCCUCUUGACAGAUGAAACCACACAGCAGCUGGCCCCGGACACUCAUCCACAGAGGAUCAAGGCCGAACUACAUAGCCGCCCACAGCCACAACUGUUCUUCUUUGUGUACCGCCAGAUCCAAGACCUCACUGUCCCUUCAGAACAGCUCGAUGAAAACACUUUGUCCAGCUGAGAGAGCAAACCUGAAUUCAAGGAGUCCUCUCGAAACUCCUUCUCAGUCCUGUUUAUUCAUCUCCUUCCUUAGGAACACAGCUAACGUCUGCACUGUUUUGAAAAAAAAAGCUGGAGGGAAGCGGAAAAUGUGCUUUGGGGGAAAUGGGGAAGGAAGGAUGUGUCUGACAGAUGCAGCAUUUUUUAUGCUCUGUCUUCACUAUUUUCAAAACGUUUUGGGAAGUUGCACGCGGCCAUCACGAGAGAGUAGCUGUAUCCAAACUGCAAAUGUUACAGUAUGCCUGUUUAUUUCUUCAUGAAUGCCCAAACAUACACAUUGUAAGCUUUACACAUUCCACAUUGAAUGUGCCAGACACUAUAGCUCUCCUGUCUCGUAUGUUUCGCUAUGCUGAGAGACUGUAGUAUUUUUCGUGUGACUGCUCUCCCUGCAGAAUGAGAGAGCUGUUCAGUGCAUUGAGGUGAAGACUUUCAGGAAGUUCCUUCCUUCAGCAUUUGUUCAGUAACAUGGACAUCUCAGUCCCUAAGGCCACUGUGGACACUUGUUUUCUAAUGUAAAAUUGAUUCAUUUGCAGUUGCUGGUUAACUGCAUUCUUUUUAUAUAUAUAUGAUUUAUUGUUAUAGUUUUGCAUGUAUCUCUGUGCUAAGACCAAUUAAAGAACCAGGCAUUGUUGCCAGUGAUGUUUUAUCAUAUUGCUUUUGUAUGAAUUAUGAUUAUUAUGUUUUGUUAAAGUCAUCGGUAGUAAUGGAGAUGGUAGAAAUGGUGAGGUUUAGUUCUAAAAUACUGUACUACUACUGACAAGCUAAACAUUUAGGGCUUGUGGUAAUCUGGAUCUCUGUUGUACUGAUAUUGGUUCUGAUUUACAGGUUUUUAAGAACAGACACAAAGUGCCUUUGGCAAGUAGAACAUAUGGAAAGAUCUAUGUAAAGUAAGAAAUAAUAAGGGAAAAAUGACAUGGACUUUUAAAGCUGGUUAAGAGACAUUGGUAGAAAUGAUCAGCAAAGAGAAAUUAUGUAUGUGUCAAUGUAAAGUGUGUCAGGGAAUACCGGGAACGACGAGUCACAUAGAGGAGAAUAGUUCUUUAACAUUCAUAACUAUACUCAUAACUGCAAUAACUUACCAAGUAUGGUCUAUUAAUGUACUUUACAUUUGCAUGUUUUGAUGUAAACUCGGGGCAUUGUUUUUUUUUUUUAGAGACGGGUGCUGAAAUGCUCUAAUCCCAUGUAACGAUGAUAUAGAAACACUAGUCGCAUCUGAAACACAAACUACAUGUUUCAAGUCUUGAAAUGUAUUUUAACAAGAUAUUUGAAGUCUGAUAAGUGUAUACAUAUUUAUAUGCAAUCUGUGCAGGAUUUUUUUACAGAUUUGAAAUUCAAAAAUAUUGUGUAUUCAUUUGCAGAAAUUCUCAUCAUUCUUUAGUCAGUUCUUAUUUGCCUUUUUUUAAUGUACUCUUUUGCACAAAAUAAAUUGAUGUUGAACGUG
This is a messenger RNA of Pimephales promelas (fathead minnow), 4311 nucleotides long. Lineage: Eukaryota; Metazoa; Chordata; Actinopteri; Cypriniformes; Leuciscidae. The record is from RefSeq and is a predicted model, not a curated record.